CAGAUAGAUAAACAUUUUUCAGUAUUUUACGGAAUAAAGUAAAUUGCAUUAUUGACGAAUUUAUUGAAGAAUUUCAUUCGAUAUUAUUUUCCAAUGGCAUAACGUUCUUUACGAGAAGCAAAACGACCAACGUGACUUGCCAUUUUAUUUACGCCUUUAAUAUUUGCUCAUCUUAAUCUUUUAUCCAAGAUGGACUUUUCAGAUUGUAAAGAAUGUCUAACUGUUCUAUCUUUGGACCAAUCUUUAGAUGAGAAAUUGUUAAAAAAUUCCUAUGUAUCUAAUUUUUGCUGCAAAAACAAGUCAAAUAAAGCCAUAAACGAUCUCCCAUCCGUGGAAGAAGCAUACGACGCUAUAUUCACUGUAGAACAGUCAUUUACAGAUGAACAAUUGAAGCAUUUAUACAAACUAUUGAAACCGAAAUCAACAUUUGUAAUCGUAAGAUCUCAACAGGUUUCCAAUUUGACAUUCCUAAUAAAAUCAAAUGGAUUUGUGGUGGAUAAAACUGAACAAGAUUUGAUCAUAGCACAUAAACCCGAAUAUGAAAUCGGUUCGGCUGUCAAAAUUGAUACGCAAAAAAUUUGGACAUUGGCUGCAGAUGAAAUUACUGAUGGUGAUCUGAUCGAUGAUGAUGAAUUGUUGGACGAACAAGACAAAAUGAAACCAAAAGCUGAAGAUUUGCGUGUCUGUGCAACGACAAAACAGAGAAAAGCAUGUGCCAAUUGUUCGUGUGGAUUGAAAGAAGAACUAGAAAAAGAAGAGAUGGAUAAAAUUCGUUCCAAUAGUCAAAAUGUUAAAUCUUCGUGUGGAAACUGUUAUCUGGGCGAUGCAUUCCGUUGUGAAAGUUGUCCGUAUCGUGGCCUACCAGCAUUCAAACCAGGCGAAAAAGUUACUAUAAACAAUACGGAUGAUUUAUAGAAUUCAUAAAAAAAAUCAUUUAUUCAUUCAUUCAUUUUUAUUGUAGAUUUUGAGAAUAAUAAAAAAAAGUAAUAACUAA
Dermatophagoides pteronyssinus (European house dust mite) is the source of this 994-nucleotide messenger RNA. RefSeq names its product cytokine induced apoptosis inhibitor 1 (gene CIAPIN1). The record is from RefSeq and is a predicted model, not a curated record. NCBI's taxonomy places the organism in Eukaryota, Metazoa, Arthropoda, Arachnida, Sarcoptiformes, Pyroglyphidae. Gene Ontology annotation, biological process: iron-sulfur cluster assembly. Gene Ontology annotation, molecular function: iron-sulfur cluster binding. Gene Ontology annotation, cellular component: cytoplasm.